This is a messenger RNA of Cyclopterus lumpus (lumpfish), 1448 nucleotides long. RefSeq names its product dehydrogenase/reductase SDR family member 1-like. Bases 118 to 1209 code for a protein of 363 amino acids. The transcript is spliced from 6 exons. The record is from RefSeq and is a predicted model, not a curated record. Lineage: Eukaryota; Metazoa; Chordata; Actinopteri; Perciformes; Cyclopteridae.
UAACCUCUGAUGAUGUCUACCUGAUGAUAUCUAACUGACAGACCUCUUACCUACUUCAAGUCGUCUUGGUGUAUUUGAGCCUAUUUCUUAUCUUACGUGUGCUGCCCCCUAGGGAGAAUGUCCUUGUCUGGCUGGGUGUGUGUAGUAACGGGGGCCUCCAGAGGCAUCGGCCGGGGCAUCGCUCUCCAGCUGUCUGAGGCCGGAGCCACCGUCUACAUCACCGGGCGCCAGGAGACCAGUCUGAAACAAACUGCUGCACAGGUGAAGGAGAGGGGUGGAAACUGCGUGCCAGUGAUCUGCGAUUCCACGAAAGAAAAAGACAUCGAAGACCUGUUUGAACGGAUCAAGCGUGAGCAGAAUGGCCGGCUGGACAUCCUGGUGAACAAUGCCUAUGCUGGAGUCCAGGCCAUCUUUGAGAAUAUGGGGAAGAAGUUCUGGGAAACCGAUCCGUCCAUUUGGGAUUCCAUCAACAACACCGGCCUCAGGGGACACUAUUUCUUCUCAGUUUACGCAUCCCGGAUAAUGGUGGCUCAAGGUCAGGGUCUGAUCGUCACAAUUUCCUCCAUGGGGGGUCUGCGGUAUCUCUUCAAUGUGCCAUAUGGCGUUGGCAAAGCCGCAUGUAACAGGCUGGCAGCAGACAUGGCUGUUGAGCUUAAAAAAAGGGGAGUGGCUUCUGUCAGUCUGUUGCCGGGAGCCGUACAAACAGAGUUGGUGACUCAGUUGGUGUUGGAGAAAGAAACACCACAGGGUGGCGAUCCCACGGUAAGGUCACAGCAAAUCCGUUUCUCCGGUAACUAUUUUAGUUGUUUUAGUCUUUUGCUAAAUCUGUUUUCUUUGGCUCAGUUGAAAGAAGUCUUUGCCAAUGGGGAAUCCACAGAAGUGAGCGGGAUGUGCAUUGUCAACCUGGCAAAAGAUAAACAUCUGAUGUCUCUGACUGGGAAGAUACUUCUGACCUGCGACCUGGCAAAGCGCUAUGGCAUAAAAGACAUUGAUGGUGAGUUUAUAUCAGCUGCCUGUGUUGAUGAUGCGGAGUCACGUGAUUCUAAUGUUUUGUUCCUCUGUUCAUUUCCAGGACGGAGUGUAACCGAUUACACUUCUCUGACAUUCCUCCUGAGCCGGGUCCCUUAUCUCUCCUGGCUGUCGGCUGUUGUUCCUUCAUUCAUACACCUGCCACGCUUUGUGCUCACCCUCACUAGUAACCGCUUCUAAACAGUGUGUGUGUGUGUGCGUGUGUGACGGUCUUGGAUUUUUGUGUCUUGUUUCCUGUUAUAUUUUGAUGUCCUUGUCUCCUGUCCUCGGUUUCCCUGCACCUCCUGUCCCUGUGAUUGUCUGCCCUCUCCCUGAUUGUUUCCUCCUGUGUCUAAUCACCUGCACCUUCCCAGUGUAUUUAAACCCUGUUUGUCUCCUACCCCAGUGUCGGUUCUUCCUGUUUAUAUCCCUAGUGAUCU